CUUUGAAAUCCUUGAAACGAGUUGCGCAAGCUAAGACCGGGACGUGCCUGUUGUUUGAAUGUACUGGAGCGCACAUGGGCACACGCGAGAGGGGGAAGGUCUACAGGUCACGUGGUGUCGCCAUCCAGGAAGUGUGCGGCCCUCCCCUCUUUGGGCUCGGCGCGCUAAGAUGUUGAUGUUGUCCGAAACAAAGUAAGACUUACCUCGGCGAUUGACCACACGUCAAUGGAUUUACUAGGAUGAGCGUCUUUCGGUGAAAACACACGCAGACAAUUUACACACACAAAUACCAGUUUAAUUUUGUUCGAAAUGGCUCCUGGAUAAUAGAAGAAGACGACGAAGAAGAAAAGAAAAGAACAUUCCAGAAGCACAGCCGUGGACUGCGGGUUUUUGAGUGCGGCCGGGAGCUGAGCGGCCUGCUGUCGGCAAGAGAAGCGAAGAAAGCUCAGCAGCCGGUGGGGACCCACAACAAGCAAGUCGCCGGACAUUGUGUACACGCACAAAAAGAAUACACUUCGCCUUCAAUUGACACUCGAGAGGUCAAACCAGUAUAAUCGCCAAGAUAGCUGGGCCAAGCAGGAAGCGGCACACCUCAGAUCCAGACCCCAGCAGCGGUAGUGAAUCCGGCGACGGGCGGCCUGUUAGUGCCAAGUGUCCAAAGAUGUCUAGCAGCAAUGGCAGUGGGAUCGUGGGCCGACGUGGUGGAGCUCCGAAUCAGCCAAGGGGAGGUGGCGAGCAUGGAUCCGAGCUCUCCUCUAGCGCUAGUAAGAAGAAGCAGAAGGACAGAGCUAACCAGGAAUCCAAAGAGGCCAAGAGAGCUGCUGCUGCAGGAGUGGAUGGAGUCCUUGCAGAGAUAAAAAAAGAUGUCUUUGUGGAUUGGAAACAAAAUGCCAAUGAAGUGAUCAUCAAGUUGCGAUGUGGGGAAAAUGUGCAGAGCAUCGAGGAUGUCAACACAACCUUCACUGAUACACACUGCCAUGUGCACUUCUCAGAUGGUCGUGAGUGGACCUGCCAAUUGCAGGAGGAAAUAGAAGCCUCUUGUAGUAGAGUGCAGUACAAAGAGAAGGGAGGAUUUCUGUUGCUCAUCCUGCACAAGAAAAUCCCUAUUCACAUUUGGCCAUCAUUAAAAUCCAACAAGAAAGAGAAAGAAGUUGGACCCAUACAGACCAAAAAUGUCAAGGUACCAGAAAGGAGGUCUGUAGCCUCAGAUUUAUCAGAGCAUCUCGAGUUGUCUUCUCCGCUGGAACAGCAUCAGUCUCAAGGUCCCUUGUCCGCCUUACACAAUGUAUCAAGAUGCAGCAGCAGCAGCAAAGCUGAGCGUGGAGUCAAGCUGAAAAACAAACAACUGUCUGACAAAAUCCCCAUGGACUGCAUGGCGGCGACAUUUGAAGGUGGGGACAGUGCAGCGACUUCACUUAAGCACAUCCCCAUUAAGAUCCACAACCAGCAGCCCCAUGAGUCAAAAGCAAACCGCACCAUUACCCACUUUCCUGAGAAUACCAAGGAGGCUAAGUCUUUUACUGAAAGAGACAUGGACUCAGCUGAGACUACAACAUCACACGAACACCUGCCUGCAGUCGAGCUCCAUGGAGACCAGAGUAUAGAAAGAUUAGUGAAUGAACAUGAACCUGUUCCUGUUGCCAACCAGAUUCAGGAGGCAGAUAAAACAUAUGACCCUGCAGACACACAGGACAAAGGCUUUGAAACUUGGGAUAGUGAAAACGAACCAGAAGUUCCUGUGAGCUCAUGUGGCUCUCUGAAAGCUUUGGGGUUAGACAACCAUCUUCAUUCAGCCUUCCCAGAAAGGAGCACAGACAUGGCAAACACUGAACCAGAGAAAACGGCUCAGCAUCACAAAUUGGUGCAGGAUGUUCAAGCCCAUCAGCAGCUCAGUUUGAGAGCGGCCAGCUCUGUGUCCUUGCAAGAUGUGUCUACUGAACAAGAGCCAACACUGGAUGUGAUGCAGAUUCAAGGCAGCUGUGAUGGAGAGGAGAAGCGUGACCAGUCCAAAGAGGAGCCACUCUUCAAGAAGCAACAAGAAGUGCCAGAGCCGAUGGUAAACCUGCAGUAUGUGAAGAAUGACUCGUACGAGAAAGGCACAGACUUGAUGGUAGUAAACGUCUACAUGAAGGGCAUCUGCAGGAACACAUCAAGGGUUAUUUUCAGGGAGCAGGAUUUCACCCUCAUCUUCCAGACAAGUGAUCCUAACUUUCUUCGGCUUCACCCGGACUGUAGCCCAAACACAGUCUUUAAGUGGCAAGUCAAACUCAGGAAUUUGAUACAGCCUGAGCAGUCCUCCUACUCCUUCACGGUAUCCCGUGUGGACAUAACCUUGAAGAAGAGGCACAGCCAACGUUGGGAGGGUCUUGAGGCCCCCGCCACACAAGGUGCAGUGGGUGGCGCCAAGGUGGCUGUGCCCUCGAGCCCCACCUGCACAGAAAAGAGCCAACCAGGCAGCAGCCAGCACAGCAUGCCAACUAAGGAGGAGCCCCCCAGAGUCGGUGAGGAGAAACCAAAGGCCCCCAAAGCUCCAGCCCGAGUGGAGGAUAGUAGUCUGGAAACUGUGGCUGCUCGUACAGUAGCUGACCAUGUUGCCAUCACCAAGCCAGAGCCUACUGUUUUGACACCCAAGCCGACGUGUAUGGUGCAGCCCAUGACCCAUGCAGCCCAUGCUAGCAAUGACCACCUUGAGGAAGAGGAGGAGAAGAAGGUGUGCCUGCCUGGUUUCACUGGAUUGGUCAACCUUGGAAACACCUGCUUCAUGAACAGCGUCAUCCAAUCCCUGUCCAACACCAGAGAACUCAGGGAUUACUUUCACGACCGAGCAUUUGAGUCAGAAAUCAACUGCAAUAAUCCACUGGGAACAGGUGGCCGGCUAGCCAUUGGCUUUGCAGUGCUGCUCAGGGCCCUCUGGAAAGGAACGCACCAUGCUUUCCAGCCCUCAAAGCUCAAGGCAAUUGUGGCCAGUAAAGCCAAUCAAUUUACAGGCUACGCUCAACAUGAUGCCCAGGAGUUCAUGGCAUUUUUGCUUGAUGGCCUCCAUGAGGACUUGAAUCGCAUUCAGAAUAAGCCGUACACAGAGACAGUGGACUCUGAUGGUCGCUUGGAUGAGGUGGUGGCAGAGGAAGCAUGGCAGAGGCACAAGAUGAGGAAUGAUUCAUUCAUAGUGGACCUCUUCCAAGGCCAGUUCAAAUCCAAGCUUGUCUGUCCCACGUGCUCCAAGGUAUCGAUAACAUUCGACCCCUUCCUAUACUUGCCUGUUCCAUUGCCACAAAAACAAAAGGUGCUCUCUGUUUUCUACUUUGCCAAGGAACCACAUAAAAAACCCAUUAAGUUUUUAGUGAGUGUGAGCAAGGAGAACUCCAGCACUGCAGAAGUGCUGGAGUCCAUUUCCAGAAGUGUUCGGGUCAAGCCUGAGAAUCUCAGACUCGCAGAGGUGGGGAAGAACUGCUUCCAGCGGAUGUUGUUGCCCUCCCAUUGCCUGGACACGGUGUCAUCCUCAGACAUGCUAUUCUGCUUUGAGGUGCUUUCCAAAGAUCUGGCCAAGGAGAAAGUGGUAUUACUCCGAGUGCAGCAGAGACUACAGGUUCCCAGUAUCCCAAUCUCAAAGUGUGCCUCCUGCCUGAAACCUCCAGUCUCCGAAGAAGACAAGCUGAAGCGCUGUACUCGGUGUUAUAGUGUUGGCUACUGCAAUGUACUCUGUCAAAAGACCCAUUGGCCUAGUCACAAAGGUCAUUGUCGACCAAACACUGAAAAUGUGGGUUUGCCAUUCCUGGUUAGUGUACCUGAGUCACGGCUCUCCUACAGCCGCCUCACUCAGCUCCUGCAUGGAUACUCCAGGUUUUCAGUCAAUGUGUUCCAGCCUCCUUUCCAGUCAGAGAGGACAUCCCCUGAAAUAUCUCCAGUGCUCCCAACGCCACCAGCAGGUUCUCUAGGUGGUCCAGUCUCAGGAGAUGAAGCCAUGGGUGGAAGCAGUACUGUAGCAUUUAGUGAUUGUGGACCCGAGACUGACACUCCAAUACUUGGCCCCUCGAAACCCCACACCUGGACCUCAGCCUUUGAAUCUGGUGAUGCUUCCUCCCUUCCCUUCCCCCAGACGUCUCUCUCCACCACACAGACUUCAGACUCUGGGUUUUCAGAGUCAGUCUCCUCUACUUCCUGCUGCUCUCUGGACACCCAUGUUGAAAAAGAAACAUCUUGUGAGAAGGCAGUACGACCAGAAGCUAUGGUAGCAGGCUAUCAACAACCAAACGACGCAUGUUUAGGGCACGCGGGUCAGUUCUAUAUCAUUCUGCUGGAUUCUAACAACAAGGAGCAGAGACUGGAUGAAAAGGAAGACAUACUGGUCGACCUCCCUGAUAAUACAACUGUGGAACUGGUGUGGAAAAACAACGAGCGCCUGAAGGAGUAUGUCCUGGUGAGCUCCAAGGAGCUGGAGUAUGAGGAGGAUCCGAGUUCUUUGAGUGAGACAACAAGGGCAGGCCAUUUCACCCUGGAGCAGUGCCUCAACCUCUUCACCAAGCCAGAGGUGCUGGCACCAGAAGAGGCAUGGUACUGUCCCAAGUGCCAGCAGCACCGUGAGGCCUCUAAACAACUGCUGCUUUGGCGUCUUCCCAACAUUUUGAUCAUCCAACUGAAACGCUUCAGUUUUAGAAGUUUCAUCUGGAGGGACAAGAUCAAUGACAUGGUUGACUUUCCUGUCAGGAAUCUGGAUCUGAGUAAGUUUUGUAUUGGCCAGAAGGAUGAGAUGCAACACCCCCCUAUCUACGACUUAUAUGCAGUCAUCAACCACUAUGGGGGGAUGAUCGGUGGCCACUAUACCGCCUAUGCUCGCCUGCCAAGUGACAAAAACAGCCAGCGCAGUGAUGUUGGCUGGCGUCUAUUUGAUGACAGCACUGUCACGAUGGUGGAGGAGAGCCAGGUGGUUACGCGUUAUGCCUACGUCCUUUUCUACCGACGCCGAAAUUCCCCCGUGGAGAGGCCACCCCGCUUUCUCAGACCCGUUGGAGCGGACUCUCCCCCUGUCAUGGGAGCUACUGCCAGUCAGGCCUCUCUAUUAUGGCGGGAACUGGAAGAAGAAGAGGAGGGUCUUGAAGUAGGUGCGCAAGGACCUUUCCUCUUGGGGCUGCAACGACGACAAGCCCAGAGGACAAGAAAUGCGGAAGAUGAGGACAGAGCAGAAGCACACCGUCAUCGCAUGAGAGGGAGGAUGUCAGAUUGUCCUGACGAUGAGCGUGUGCGAUAUUUUGUUCUGGGAACACUUGCGGCCGUGUUUGCACUCCUCAUCAACUUGGUUUACCCUCUUUAUAAAUCAAACUGGACAUGAGUCGUAACUUGAGGAGUAACACUUAAAAACAAGUGUGGUGUUUUGCCUGUAAUGCACUUUGGUUGUAAUAGGACAGUGGACCUUCUUAACUUGAUCAAAAAUAUUAAUUUGAUAACUAUAAUCAGAAAACACACAGGAUAGUGUUCAAUUGGUUAGCACGUCUGAUUCACAGUUCUUAGGACUUGGGUUCAAAUGUGGCUUCACCUGUGUGGAGUUUGCAUGUUCUCGCUAUACCAUGGGUUUUCUCCAGAUACCCUUCUUUCCUCCCACGUCCCCAAAAUAUGCGUGCCUGGUGAAUUGGCAGCUCUAAAGUGCUCAUAGGUGUGGAUGUGAGAGUGAAUGAUUGGAUAUUUGUAUGUGCUCUGUGAGUGGCUGGCAACCAGUUCUGGAUCUAUCCUACCUCUCUCCCGAAAAUAGCUUGGAUAGGCCCCGGCACACCCAUGACCCUAGUGAGGAUAAGCGGUACAGAAAGUGAAUGAAUGAUUGAUCAGAAAAUCAAACAAGAAUGCAGAACCCGAGGCAUUGGUGAAAGAAGACAAAGCUGCUCUGCAUCACCUGAUUCCCUCCAUCUCACCCAUUCUUUCGAAGGAGGGGGCGGGGGUUGCUUUUUUGUGUUAGUGAUAACAUGCCAAAAUCCUUGGUUCUGCAAAGAGCUCCACAUAAUACAUUUCGAUAUUAAGAAGUCCUAUAAUAUCUGACGGAUUCUGUUUUUCCGUCCCCCUUUGCAUGCAUGCCAGUCUUAAUGGCAAGCUCCUCUAUGGUUUUGUGGAGCUGGUAGCACCGCUUCCUGUUAAUAGCUAAAAGAAAAUAUGUAGCUGUUUUUCAAUAGAAUGACCUGCCCCCCCCAAAAAAAAAUUAUAAUGAACACAACAUGGAUUCAAAGUGUUUUGUUAAAAUAUGCUUUCAGUGCAUUCCGUUGGACCAUCACUGUUUUUGUAAAAUUACAUCAUCCUGAUUGUAUUGUAUGAUGUCACUCUGUAUGCUUAGCUGAGAACACUGAUGUCAUCCCACUAACACAACUGUGUUGUAAACGUAAACCUGAUCAGGAUUUUCCUGAUCAGAAGUGCUACGGUGACCUGAAAGCUGAACCGUACUACCUGUUGGGAAUUUGGUUCAUAGGAAAAUAGUAAUGAUAACGACAGGAUUAAAAACAAAAUAAAAUGGGAACGUUGUAUUAAAAGUGCUAGUCACCAAGGUAAGACAAUCAGCAUAAAUUUUAAGUUUAAAUAUUAAGAAUUUCUUCAUGACUUCCUUUUGUACUUUGACAACUCACCAUGGUAAAAUUAUCAAAUGUACUUAAUUUAAAAGUUGUUGGAUUACAAAAUAUACUGAAAAGAGGAUGCAGAAUUCAAAAUCCAAACAUGUCGUAGCUCAAACAGUAUUCCGAUGGUCCACUGUACUUGAGUUUGUUAAUGUCGAUACAGUUUAUAAUACAGUUCACAAGUCAACCCUUUGAUGACAAAGCUCAGGUAGAAUGUGUUUGAAUUGUUUCACUGUAGAACCAGCAAUUGAAUGUUGGGUUUUAAUGAUUUUUUUUUUUUUUUUAAACUACAUAAUUUCCUCUCCAUUUAAGAGGAGGCAGCUUGUUUAUGGCUUUUGUCAGACAUAAGAUGCUUAGUUCUUGACCUCGGAAGUGAUGGUUGAAAUCUUUACAUUUAUGUUCUGUUAUAGUUUUAAUAUUUGAAUUGCAUCACAAAAUGUGGGUUAUGGUCAAAAAAACUGUUUUUGCAUGAUUGGCAUGUAGAUAUUUCAGUUUUUCAACAUGUCUUCAAGUGACCUAUUUUAAGUUUUUUCCUUUUUUUUUUUAAUAUGUCCAUUUUUACAUUGGUGUUUCUGUUGUAUUUUCUUCAUCUAAAACUUAAUACAAGAUAUUUUAAGAUUAAAGUUAGCCUGAUUGUUUCUUUUGGUUUUUAAAGCAGUCACAAUUAUAUUUUAUCCCAUAAUAUGUUGUUAAAUUCGACGUAGUUGGUUUAUACUGUAUGAAUGCAUUUGAAAAUGUGUAUUUGUAAAAAUGGACAUUUGAAGUCUGUCUGUAUUGUCUCCUGUGCUCCUGUCGUGAUUCUGAUUAAAUAUGAAGGCCUCAGGGAUUUUACAGUGCAUCCUAACCUGUUGCCUUACUCUGAAUUAAAAUAUAUAAAUAUAGACUUGUACAGUAUGUGUAUGCAAUAAGUGAUUUCCAUUCCUUGUCUUUUCUUUGGAUUGUUGCUUCUCUGUCAUUUGCAAAAGCCUACGUUACUUACUUACUUUACCUGCAAUAAUGUAUUCAAGUUCCUUCCUCCAAAUGUUGUUUCCUAUUAUAUGUAAAGUUUUAUAUGUUUUGAAAUUAAAAAAAAAACAUCUUUUGUA
Syngnathoides biaculeatus (alligator pipefish) is the source of this 7672-nucleotide messenger RNA. It is a transcript of the gene usp19, whose product is annotated as ubiquitin specific peptidase 19. NCBI's taxonomy places the organism in Eukaryota, Metazoa, Chordata, Actinopteri, Syngnathiformes, Syngnathidae. Gene Ontology annotation, molecular function: cysteine-type deubiquitinase activity. The transcript is spliced from 26 exons. The coding region runs from base 662 to 5326 and encodes 1554 amino acids. Gene Ontology annotation, biological process: protein deubiquitination. The record is from RefSeq and is a predicted model, not a curated record.